Molecule: messenger RNA, 843 nt
Organism: Oppiella nova
Lineage: Eukaryota; Metazoa; Arthropoda; Arachnida; Sarcoptiformes; Oppiidae
Source: the annotation of a GenBank genome assembly
AUGAAAAUACUAUAUUCGGAGACCUGGAAUAGCAUACAAAGUGAGUACCAGUGUUGUGGUAUCGACGGGCCGUUUGACUACAACAUGACGGCACUGAUUGAACAGAACUACGAAACAGUAGAUCCGCAACAACUGUUCCCAAAGAGCUGUUGUCGUGAGAAUCUACCGGUUCUUCCAAACGAACAAAUCCUAAUGAGAGACAAAUGUGUGACCAGUUAUGACCCGGACUUAGUAUAUAUAUACGGCUGUUAUGAUCACAUUCACCAUUGGCUGCAACACUCGGCAGACCUGCUGUCAAUACUAGGCUUCUGUGUGAUAACGUUCAUAAAAGUGUGUUUUCUGGCGAUUCUGAGGUAUGAGAUCAAAGAGAUGAUCCAAAAAAUCAAAGUUCUCAACGACAUGACUGAGGCGGCGGCCACAGUGCCGGUGCACGACUUGGAGGCGUAUUUGCCGCGGCCUUCCGUCGUACAGAUGGACGCCUCGCAGUCACUGUUGGCCAACGCGUGCACUCAAAGUACGUACAGGACUGACAAGCCUUACCACAGCCAUCACCAUCACAGCCACCUAUUCUCGAGCGCGUGCGGCAGUUGUGUGAGCGAUAAGCCCAGAGGGAACAGCAUCACAGCCACCACCGGCAAUGUCAGUGAUCUGUCUCAGUGUCAGAGUCAGAGUCAGUCCAAAAAGCAAAGUCUUGUUUAGGAUAUGUUUUCACUCAUGUCUACAACUCAUGUAUUAUAUAUUCUGUAUAAUAAUUCAUAAGAAUGUUAACGAAAAGUCAAAAUGUUUUAUAUAGAGAAUUAUUGCUAAUUAGAGAUUAGUAUAUAUUUUAACUUUUAAAAUGAG